AUGGAUGUAAUUUCUCGUUGUGCACUCCUGUUACAUGCCCUGUCAUGUCAUCUGCUCUGCUCCCUGCAUACCAUGGCACGCACCCCCUCACCCCACCACAUCAUCCCAUCCCACGCCCCCCCAUGCCGCGCCAUGGCACAGCGCAUGGGCAUGGCACGCAUGGGCAUGGCAGUGAGUGCCAGCAUGAUGGAGUAUGCCACAUUCGCCGGCGGCGCAUACAUCUUCCAACCCUCCAAGCCAGCCAUGCCCAUCACCUCCACCAACGCCACCUACCAGGUGCCCAUUCACAUCCAGCGUGGACCAAUCGUGGAGGAGUUCAGCCGCCAGAUCACUCCAUGGAUCUCUGAGGUCUUCAGAGUGUAUCCAGGGGGGGACUACGCUGAGCUGCACUAUUCCGUGGGUCCGCUGCCCGCCAAGCAACCCAACCACGAGGUGGUGACUCGCUUCGUGUCGCCCAUCAACAGCAGCAAGGCCUUCUACUCCGACUCCAAUGGCCGCAGCUACCUCAAGCGGGUGAGACGUUGUUUGUUGUUUGUUGUGUACACACACAGUCCGUGUUGGCGCCUGGAAGCUCUCUUCAAUGCGCCCAUCAACAGCAGCAAGGCCUUCUACUCCGACUCCAAUGGCCGCAGCUACCUCAAGCGGGUGAGACGUUGUUUGUUGUUUGUUGUGUACACACACAGUCCGUGUUGGCGCCUGGAAGCUCUCUUCAAUGCGCCCAUCAACAGCAGCAAGGCCUUCUACUCCGACUCCAAUGGCCGCAGCUACCUCAAGCGGGUGACUUUUGAGUCGACUCAAAAGUCACCAGGUGGCAAAUGCUCCUAUGGACGUGCCCAACAUACCACCUACAUCAGCCCAGCAUCCCACACACCAUUCCACCAUCCCCACCAUCCUCACCAUCCCCACCAUCCCCACCAUCCCCACCAUCCCCACCAUCCCACCAUCCCCACCAUCCCCACCAUCCCCACCAUCCCCACCAUCCCCACCAUCCCACCUUCCCCACCAUCCCCACCAUCCCCACCAUCCCACCAUCCCACCAUCCUCACCAUCCCCACCAUCCCCACCAUCCCCACCAUCCCCACCACCACCACCACCACCACCACCACCACCACCACCACCACCACCACCACCACCACCACCACCACCACCACCACCACCACCACCACCACCACCACCACCACCACCACCACCACCACCACCACCACCACCACCACCACCACCACCACCACCACCACCACCACCACCACCACCACCACCACCACCACCACCCCGCGUUCAGGUGGUGGACUACCGGUGGUGGACUACCGGUCUGACUGGGACCUCAAUGUCACCGACCCCAUCGCAGGGAACUACUACCCGCUUACGGUCGGGGCUUUCAUAAAGGACAAAGAAGCCCAGUUGUCCGUGCUUGUGGACCGGGCGGCAGGCGCUGCCAGCCUGGCAUCCGGCCAGAUAGAGGUCAUGCUACACAGGAAGCUGAGUUCGCUGGAUGGCAAGGGCGUGGGGGAACUGCUGCAGGAGAGCAAAGCACGUCUGAAGCUGAGUUCGCUGGAUGGCAAGGGCGUGGGGGAACCGCUGCAGGAGAGAAUCGCACUGGGCAACAGGACCCGCUCCCUCACCGUUGUGGGCUCGCUGCGCUUUGGGCUGCAUCUUAACACAGGCUCUGAAGAAAGAGCAGGGGAGCAUGAAGGGGAGCAAGGGGAAGAGCGUGUGGGGCUUGGGGCAGGGAAGCGAGUGGAGGAGGCAGCACGCACAGCACCUCCUAACCCCUCUGCAGCUCUCGUUUGCGGUUGA
Molecule: messenger RNA, 1794 nt
Organism: Closterium sp. NIES-65
Lineage: Eukaryota; Viridiplantae; Streptophyta; Zygnematophyceae; Desmidiales; Closteriaceae
Source: the annotation of a GenBank genome assembly